AAUCUCACUCUGGACAAUGUUUUUCCGACGAUGAGCUCGCGGACAAGUACGAUCUGCCGGAGCUCGUGCAAACCUGCACCGACUUCAUCACCAGUCGGCUGACGAACGAGGGGAUUUUGGCUACUCUGGAGGGCAUUUUGGCUACUCUGGAACAGGCGCUCCAGUGGCAUGCUGAUAGUAGUACUGUAGAGAAAUGCAUGGAGGUAAUUGAUUCAAAGACGGCGGCAGUGUUGCGAUCCGAACAGUUCGCCACGAUCGGGCGCAGCACACUCCUGGCGAUCCUGGAGCGGAGCCUCUAUCGGCUGAUGAGGAGUACCACAUUUACCAGGCUAUGGAAAGAUGGGCCGCAACGACAUGCAAACGUGACAACACAAAGCCGUCAGCCGCUAACCGGCGCCUAAUACUGGGCGAUGUCUUGUUCCUUAUCCGCUUUCCGCUCUUUUCCAGCGCCCAGCUCGCUGCUGGUCCUAUUAAGAACGGUCUUCUGAACGAAACUGAGCUGUUGAGCGAGUUGAUGUUCCACAAUGGUGGAGCGCCAUCGCAGCUGGUCUUUUCCACGGAGCGUCGCCACGAUGCUGUGAGGCGCAGCGGGUUGCAGAUAGGAGAGGAAGUGUUCGUGCAAAGCCCGGCCGGCUACUGGUUCCAUCCAGCCAAAAUCACCGGUAAUCGCGCUUCGCAUCUGGUCUUUACUUGGAGCUACAGUGGAGCCGAAGGGACUGCAGCGCCCAGUAAAAUUCUGCGGGCUGCGGAGAUCCUGAAGAACGGCCAGCCCGUGCAUGCGCUGGUGGAGAAAGGCUACUACCGCUAUGCGGUGUACGUGAUGGUCAUGCUGGACGGCAGGCACUGCGUCCAUUGCAAUAAGUCCGACGUGAUUGUGCGUUUUGAAGAACUGAUGAUACAGACCGCGGCCAGCCAUGUGCUGAAAAGGAGACAGGUGACAGCGGCAGCGGCAAACGAAUGAUGGCGGAUAUGGGAAUGCUGAUGUCUAGUGUUGGAUACCUGUUGCCUUACCGGA
Paramacrobiotus metropolitanus is the source of this 1015-nucleotide messenger RNA. RefSeq lists its product as uncharacterized. Lineage: Eukaryota; Metazoa; Tardigrada; Eutardigrada; Parachela; Macrobiotidae. The record is from RefSeq and is a predicted model, not a curated record. The transcript has 4 exons. The coding region runs from base 332 to 961 and encodes 209 amino acids.